Molecule: messenger RNA, 1231 nt
Organism: Fimicolochytrium jonesii
Lineage: Eukaryota; Fungi; Chytridiomycota; Chytridiomycetes; Spizellomycetales; Powellomycetaceae
Product: F-type H+-transporting ATPase oligomycin sensitivity conferral protein
Exons: 4
Coding region: 157-813 (218 amino acids)
Biological process (GO): proton motive force-driven mitochondrial ATP synthesis
Molecular function (GO): proton-transporting ATP synthase activity, rotational mechanism
Source: RefSeq, a predicted model, not a curated record
CCAAGGCCAGUCAUGUGACUCUGGGCGGUUUUAAAUGGACGACCGCCCGGAGCAACCCGACAACCACCACCACCAAGGACGACGACGAACGACGCUUGCAUCUGGUGGGUUCGCACGGAACUAGAAGACACUCUCCCGUCACAACACUCUGCAGUCAUGUUCUUCACAAGGAACGUCGUCAAGGCUGCGGCCCCUAUCGCCCAGCUCAGCCGGACCUACGCCACGGCUGCCACCGCCAAAGCCGUCCCCGUCCCAAUAGCCCUCCACGGCAUCGAAGGCCGUUACGCAACCGCCCUCUACACAGCCGCAAUUAAGAAGAACUCGCUCGAAAAGGUGGAGAACGACCUCAAGACUGUCGGCCAGGUCCUCUCCACCCAACAAAAGUUCAAGACCGCCCUCGAGGACCCCCUUGUCAACAAGAAGGACAAGAAGGCUCUGGUGAACAGUGGGCUUGGGGCGGCCAAGUUCAACGAGAUUACAAAGAACUUUUUCGAUGUCCUGGCUGAGAAUGGAAGGCUCGACCAGACUACGAAAGUCUUGGCCGCGUUUCAGCAACUCAUGGCUGCUCACAGGCGUGAGGUGUCGGUGACCGUUAUCUCUGCUAAGACCCUCGACUCGAAGACCUCUUCCACCCUCGAAGGCAUCCUCUUGAGGAGCAACCUGAUCGAGAAGGGCUCCAAGGUUGUCGUCAACAACAAGGUCGACUCGAACAUCCUCGGCGGCCUCAUCAUCGAUUUCGGAGACAAAACCAUUGACCUCUCUGUUGCGUCCAAGAUCAACAAGCUUAACAGGUUGUUGACUGAGGCUAUCUAGAUACACGCAUGCGAGGGAUUGCCUUGGGACACAUGGAAAUGCAUGAGUGAUGAAUAUAUACCGUAUCAUAAGGAUGUGAUGAGGGAGUUGUUGGGAGGGGUUUGUGUUGUUGGGGGGUUUGCUCGGGUCUGAAAUCGGGGGACCUUGGUGAUGGGGAUGUCUGGUCGACAGUUUUUAUGUUCGUGUACCUGAGGUGGGGGUGCGCGGACAUAGCAGGACUGCACACGGCGGGUCGUUCAGGUCGCGUACCCGUCUUUGUCGCCAGGUCUGCCGAGCACAGGUAUCAUCGUCGAUGCUUUCGCAGCACCUUGCUGAUCGGACGGGCCAGAUCUCGCAACCACCAUGACCGUCCCUCAUUCACAUUCAAAAAAAAAAACCAUCCCCAAAAUCCAAUAUAUGUACAAAUCCCAAUUCUACC